Messenger RNA from Aureobasidium musti, 1535 nucleotides. The record is from the annotation of a GenBank genome assembly. NCBI's taxonomy places the organism in Eukaryota, Fungi, Ascomycota, Dothideomycetes, Dothideales, Saccotheciaceae.
CCAUGAAGCUCGCUUUCUUUCUCACCCUCGUCAGCUUCGGCGCUUCUGUUCUGGCAGCAUCUGCCGCCGACUGGCGUUCCAACACUACAGCCCCCUGUAACCCGGUCGGUAAAUACUGCGGCGGCACUUACCAAGGAAUCAUCAAGCAACUGGACUACAUUCAGAACAUGGGAUUCACUGCUAUCUGGAUCUCCCCUAUCACAUAUCAAAUCCAGACCUGGACGCCCUAUGGUGAACCAUGGCAUGGCUACUGGCAGCAAGAUCUGUACAAGCUCAACAGUGCUUUCGGCACUGCAGACGAUCUUAAGGCUUUAGCCACGGCUUUACACAACAGAGGCAUGUAUCUCAUGGUUGACAUUGUAGUCAACCACAACGGCUGGAACGGGAACGCGACUUCAGUCGACUACAGCAUGUUCAAGCCUUUCGAGAAUGUUGAGUACUACCACAACUUUUGUAACAUCGACUACAGCAACAACACCAGCAUUCAGGACUGCUGGUUGGGCGACUCGAACGUAGAGCUUGUCGAUCUUCGAACAGAAGAUACUGCAGUCGCAACAGAAUACCAGACAUGGAUUCAGCAGCUGGUCGCCAACUACUCCAGUAAGUCAGCGUGGACAUCGAACUUGAAUACUGGCUUACGCUCUACCANNGUUGAUGGUCUCCGUAUCGAUACAGUCAAGCAUGUUGAUACUUCAUUUUGGUCGGGAUUCGAUGAGGCCGCUGGCGUUUUCAUGACCGGCGAAGUGACCAACGGCGACCCAUACGGCCUCUGCCCUUACCAGAACUACAUGGAUAGUGUUCUCAACUACGCCAUGUACGUGCGAAAGUUUGCGUAUAACUUCUCCUUGCUUACAUCGUGCUCAGGUNACUACGCAGCCACGGAUGCAUUCUCCUCAACUGCUGGAAGCAUGUCCAAGUUCGUCAGUCAGCUCAAUGGCAUGAAGAGCCAAUGCAAAGACACUAGCGUCCUUGGAUCAUUCUCGGAAAACCACGACCAGCCUCGCUUUGCAUCUCUGACCAACGACAUGUCACUGGCUAAGAACAUCAUUACCUACACAAUCAUGAGCGACGGAAUUCCCAUCAUGUACGAAGGCCAGGAACAGCAUUACAGCGGCGCUCAGGAUCCCUACAAUCGUGAAGCUGUUUGGCUGAGUCAAUACAACACUGGUGCGCCUCUCUAUACUCACACGGCAAGCGUGAAUCAGAUUCGCAACCAUGCGCUCUACGUCGAUGGAGACUGGCUCACCUACCAGAACUGGGUUAUCUACAGCGACAGCGCCAAUGUUGCCAUGCGCAAAGGAGAGGAUGGUUACCAGAGCAUCACAAUUCUGACCAAUAACGGAGCCAGCAGUGCCAAUUAUACCCUCAACAUCAACAAUACUGGAUAUGAUGCUGGCACUAAGGUUGUGGACGUCUUGUCCUGCGAAGGAUUGAAUGCAGGAUCAGAUGGCACCCUUACGGUGCCUAUGUCGCAAGGUCUUCCCAAGAUCUACUAUCCUGUGGAGCUUUUGGAUUGCAGUGGCAUCUGCGGAUAC